AUUCAUAUACUGAAUAAGAAGGUUCUAGGUGCGAAUCGAGAUUGAAGCGUUUUAAAUUAUUAUUAUAUUUUUAUAUUUAUUAGUUGUAACAGUUUGCGAUAAAUCUAAUCCAUAAUCUAUAAAAUAAAAUAUUUAACGAUGACAUAUAUUGUUUGUUCAAUGUUUAUUGUAUCAAUUAUUUUCAUGUGUUUGUACCAAUUACAACAGAUUAACGCAAAUGAAACAAAUAAAAAGUCAUUAAAAUUAUUCAGCACUUUAAAUAUCAAUAAUUUCAGAAUACAAAAUAGAAAAAUAGAUGAUUGCAAUCUAGAACGACAAUAUUGCUUUGAUGACAAUGAUUGUUUUAACCGUUGCAAAAAUUCUAAGAAUGGUGCAUUUAAUUGCAUCAGUGGCCAAUGUAAGAUUACAGUUAACUUUAAAGAAUUGGAUGUCCCUGGAAAAUGUAACUUAGAAGAGGGUAUGGCACCAUUUUUAGUUGGCGUACCAGAAUUAGCAACUGUUUUACCACUUUGUAAGUCAGUUGAUCCCGGUAUUGUUUACAAAGACAUAACAACAGGGGAAAUAAAAAAUAGAAUGUGCGAAGGCAGUAAAAAAUCAAAUGAAAUAAAUUAUUUAACUGAGUGGCCUGAUUCACACCACUGUGACUGCGGUGAAGGCAAAGUACUUGUCGUUAUUCCGAGGACUGAAACUGUACGUCAACAUGUAAAGUGUGUAGAUGCUACUCACGCUUGGUUCUAUGCUGAAAAUAAAUUACUUUUCGAUAAAAAACUAACAGGAACGACUCCAGGUAGCUCAAAUCGUAACCUAUUAAUCUCGUCUAAAACGUACUGGAAACUUUACAAGGAAGCCAGUCAGCCAUCAAACACAAACUGAUCGCACAGAUGCAAUAUAACACAACAUCACUUAUGUAUAUAAAAAUAACCCAGAGAUGUUGUCCUUUGGUUUACAGAACCUGAAGUUUUUAAAUUUUAAAACAGUAUUGAAAAAGAUUUUUUGAAAAAUCCAAAAGUGCACCUUGUAUUCCAAUUGAAAAAGCUCAAAAAAAUUUAUUUG
Messenger RNA from Microplitis demolitor, 1053 nucleotides. It is a transcript of the gene Pif-3, whose product is annotated as per os infectivity factor 3. NCBI's taxonomy places the organism in Eukaryota, Metazoa, Arthropoda, Insecta, Hymenoptera, Braconidae. The record is from RefSeq and is marked provisional. The transcript has a single exon. The coding region runs from base 139 to 873 and encodes 244 amino acids.